Rana temporaria (common frog) is the source of this 4269-nucleotide messenger RNA. It is a transcript of the gene ZBTB18, whose product is annotated as zinc finger and BTB domain containing 18. The coding region runs from base 886 to 2478 and encodes 530 amino acids. Gene Ontology annotation, biological process: regulation of transcription by RNA polymerase II. The transcript is spliced from 2 exons. Gene Ontology annotation, cellular component: nucleus. Gene Ontology annotation, molecular function: DNA-binding transcription factor activity, RNA polymerase II-specific; RNA polymerase II cis-regulatory region sequence-specific DNA binding; protein binding. NCBI's taxonomy places the organism in Eukaryota, Metazoa, Chordata, Amphibia, Anura, Ranidae. The record is from RefSeq and is a predicted model, not a curated record.
GGCUGACACAGAUGUGAGGCUUAUGAACACAAUAGAUAUGUGCACCUACUCUAAAAGGUUGCAGUGCUAUUUCAUCAGCCACAUGCAGUAAGAACGGAAUUAUUAUUUUUUUCUACGCACACUCAUCACCAGUGCGCCCAUUAUUUCUAUCAGAGGAACGCUGUACUUUAACAUGAAGGAAGGGAAUUAUAUACAUUUUUUGUCUUCGUUUUAAAAAGGAGUGUGAUGUAACAAUAGCUUUUUCGUACUUCUAAUCGUAUAAUUGUGAAAUAUAAUUUAUAAACAUCUAUCUAAUUUUUACAGGCAGGGAAAAAUAGGAAUGUGAAAAAAAACUGGUUAGUCACAUGUCUAUACAUUUUUUUUUUAAUAUAUAUUUUUAAGCAGCAUGUUGUGGGAGUGCAUACCUUCAAUGCAUAAAACCAUCAAGAAUGGUGUGAAGUUGUUAGAAAAUUCCAUAAUUAUAAUAGUCCAUAUGUUAAGUUGGUAUGUGAAGAAAGUUUAGAGAAGAGGAAACUUUGAAGUUUUUGUUUAUACAAACUGAAGAAAAAAAGUUCUCCAAAGAAAAAGCUGGUGGCAGGAGUGUAGAGGAGCAGCAUAUGGCAUUAAAAGGAGCACAGCUGGAGGUAGCAUUUCCAUCUGAACAUGAUGUCAGAGCAGCUGACAGCUUGCCAUCCCUCAGCCUUUUAUUCUAACACACAGCCAGGGAGUUAGUGUGUGCAGAGCUGUGUGGGGAAAAGGUAUCUUAUUCCUCUCUAACAUCCUCUCCACUUUGCAUCUGUUUGUCAGGUUUUUUUUUUUUCUUCCGUUUUUUUUAAUUUCUUUCUUGAGCCGAUCUCUACAGCCAUCAUACAGCACUUCUAAGGGGAAAGAGCAUAAUACAGGUCUAUGUAUAAAAAAGGUUAUGAAGACAGUAUGGAUUUUCCAGAACAUAGCAGACAUUUGCUACAGUGCUUGAGCGAGCAAAGAGAUCAAGGAUUUCUGUGCGAUUGCACUGUCCUUGUAGGAGAUGCCCAUUUUCGAGCUCACAGGGCUGUAUUGGCUUCAUGCAGCAUGUAUUUCCACCUCUUUUACAAGGAUCAGCUAGACAAAAGAGACAUUGUUAAUCUGAACAGUGACAUUGUUACAGCUCCAGCCUUUGCUCUGCUGCUUGAAUUCAUGUAUGAAGGAAAACUCCAGUUUAAAGAUCUCCCCGUUGAAGAUGUACUAGCAGCUGCCAGCUUUCUCCACAUGUACGCUAUAGUAAAAGUCUGCAAAAAGAAACUGAAAGAAAAAGCUUCAACAGAGGCAGACAGCACAAAAAAGGAAGAAGAUUAUUCAAGUUGUUCAGAUAAAGUGGAGAGCCUUUCAGAUGGUAGCAGCCAUAUGGCAGGUGAUCUAGUAAGUGAUGAUGAAGACGGUGAAGCUGAAAAAUUGAAUAUUAUGUCUGGUAAAAGUGACUUGACUGUGGAAUCUGAGAGUAUGUGGAUACGAAUGCCCUCGGAUUCAACAAGCAUGACACAGAAUUGUGCAGACACAGAAAUACACACAACAGCUGGAAAAACAGUACCUAGUCCUUGCAGCUCAGCUAGCUCAUUAUCUAUGAGAUCUAACACUUCCUUAAGGAACAUAGCAGAUUCAGACUGUGUCUUGGACCUUUCAGUGAAAUCCAGUGUUUCAGGAACUGAGCCUUUAAGCAGCUCCUACCUUUCUUCACCAGAUACAAUGAGAAGCAGUCUAGUUCAAAUAAAAGUAGAAAAAGAUGUUUCUUGUGAUGAAAAUGAUAUAGAUACCAAUGAGUAUGAUGUAGAGCACAGCACUGUGAAAGGUGUAAACACUGAUUUAAGGACACAGUAUCAGGAGUCAGUUCACCUUGGUCCAGUAAGGGAAGAUGCUGUCUUAAGAGAGUUGGAUCAUGAUCAAAAAGCAAGUGAUGAUGAGAUGAUGACUCCGGAAAAUGAGAGAGUUCCAAUGGAAGGUAACAUGGACAACAGCCUACUUCCUUUUGUUUCAAACAUACUAAGUCCUGGUGGACAAAUCUUCAUGUGUCCACUCUGCAAUAAGGUUUUCCCAAGCCCACAUAUUCUUCAAAUCCAUUUAAGCACACACUUCAGAGAACAAGAUGGCAUUCGUAAUAAGCCCACUAAUGAUGUCCACGUUCCCACUUGUUCCCUGUGUGGUAAAACUUUUUCAUGCAUGUACACACUUAAACGUCAUGAAAGAACUCAUUCUGGAGAAAAGCCUUUCACUUGCACUCAGUGUGGAAAAAGUUUCCAGUACUCCCACAAUUUGAGCCGGCAUGCUGUAGUUCAUACAAGGGAGAAGCCCCAUGCAUGUAAAUGGUGUGAGCGAAGGUUCACACAGUCUGGAGACCUAUAUAGACACAUCAGAAAAUUUCAUUGUGAACUGGUGAACUCUUUAUCUGUUAAAAGUGAAGCAAUAAGUUUGCCAGUGGUAAGAGAUUGGACCUUAGAAGAUAGUUCACAAGAUCUUUGGAAGUAAAUGGAAUGUGCAUGCAUUUGUGCAUACACAUUUUAUAAACCUAUGUAUAUGCUUAUACAUGUAUUCACUUAUGCACUGUCAAAUUAUUACAUGACUGCCUCUCCCUCUGCUAAAAUUAAUUUUCUUCGGAUGUUACUGGUCUUCAAAUAUAAAAUGAGCCAUUUUUUAUAAAUAAUUAUAAUGAUUGUCUUGUUUAUGUAAGUAUCCAAAAUGCUUCUACAAAACUGAAAAACCUUCUUAUCCCCAUAACUGCAGUUAUUAAGUAUCAAAAUUGCACGUUUCAAGAUUUUCAUAUUAUGAAUAUUAAAACUGGCUAAUGUGUUAUGGGAUUUCCUUUAUUUUAUUAUUUGGCAGGAAGACAUUGGACUUUAAUUAAUCUACUGGUUAGGCAUGUAGCACACUGUCAAGAAAUGAUGACCGUGUGAUACAAGUGAUAGGUUUAUCCAUAAAAUACUUUCCUAAAUUAAAUUUAAACUUACCUCUUAAACAUUUAAAAAAAUAAUUAAAAGCUUCACAUAUUUGUAUCCAGUUUGGUAGAAGUUUUAAACUGUUGCAUAAGAGCAGAAGAGCAGUUUUUUUUUUUUUUUACCAGUAAAUGGUAAGGGAUUAACUGCACAUUUUUAUGAGAGGGCCUAGUUUGAUAUAUACAUAUAUAUAUAAAUAAAGAUUGUGAAUCAGAGGUGUUAAACUUCAAAUUUAAAUGUUUAACUUGUAUAACUUGAUGAGGUGAUGUCAUACAAAUGCUGCUUUUAUUUUAUUAUAACAAAUGCAUGGUUAUUUUUUUUCCUUUUGACUAUUGACAUUGCAUAUAUGCAAGAUAAUUAUGUUUUCUUUGAAACAAGCUGUUACAAUUGCAACUUGGUGGUCUUAAAAACACACCAUGAACCGUGUUGUGUGGGUUGUUUUUCAUUUUAUUUAAAUGGUAGUCUCUCCACACUGUAAGUAAUAAGUUGUUGGAUUAUUUUAUCUGACACACCUUGCUUCCAGAAAAAUAUACCUGUUUACACGAAUUUGAAUGUGCAGUGCUUUUUCAAUAGAGAAGAUCUGUGCAUCAAAAUGUAGCAGAACACUGAUUAUGGCACUUUGUAAAACAAAACGAUUCUUUAAUUAUGGUUAAUUUAUCUAAAAAAAAACACCUGAGUGAAGCUCUAGCUGACAUGAUGUAGAGGCAUAGAUUGGUUUAUGUCCAAGUAACUUGGUGCCUGGCCACUCAAUAUAUUUAUUAGCCAGCACUUAAGAUGACAAUAUUCUCCUGCUACACAAAUUAAGUUAUAAAAAUGUGUAUUGGGAAAACCUACUGAUAAAAGAGUAUUUAUUUAUUCUUAAGACUGAUUUGUCUAUUUAUUUAUUUAUUUAUUUAAAAGAACUCUCCAGUAUUGUAUAGCAGUUAAUAUAAGGGGCAUUUUCCAAAAUGGGAGGUGUAUGCUGUAUUUCGUUGUAUUUCUUAAAAAUCAAAAACAUUCUGAAAUUAAAUAUGAAAGAUGUGAAUUUAAUGUAUCAUCGCUUAGAUACUUUUGUAGUAACAAUUUAAUAAAAUUACAUUUGUUUAGAAAAGACAAUCAAUGAAUAGGCAGAUUUUGUUUUGACCUAGCAUAAUUUUAAAGCUUGCUCUGUGUUGAAUACUAAAUUUAAGAAUGACUGCUGUCUAGCUUUGACAAUCAUUGUGUGAUUUAUUUUCCAGGAAAUGGGAGGGUAAUUUAUUAUGCUGUUUUAAAUUUUGUACUUUGUGUAUGUUCAGUAAAUUUUUUUAAUUUGUGUGCAAACUUCAAUAAAUUAUAUAAAAUUACAAAA